Molecule: messenger RNA, 906 nt
Organism: Etheostoma cragini (Arkansas darter)
Lineage: Eukaryota; Metazoa; Chordata; Actinopteri; Perciformes; Percidae
Gene: tpd52l2b
Product: tpd52 like 2b
Exons: 8
Coding region: 238-858 (206 amino acids)
Cellular component (GO): cytoplasm
Source: RefSeq, a predicted model, not a curated record
AAGAAGAAUGAAGAAAGAGAAGAAGAAGAAAGAAAGAAAGAAAAAAAAAAAAGGUUGUUGGGCUGUCUUGAGUUCCUGUCGACGACUUUCUCUGAGUGGGAGCAGUCGCUACAACCACGAAGAUUAAUACACACCGAGUGGAAAGCAACUGAAACAGUCUGCUAUUCACAUUUCCCACCAGCCGAGGUUAACUUUGAACAAAAACAGCAGUCCUAAAUCUGUGAAAUCGACGCUGAAAUGGACCCCGCCAGUCAAGAUAUUAACCUGAACUCUCCAAACAAAGGCCUUGUUGCGGAUAAUUCAGACAGCUUGUCCGAUGUGCCGGUGGAGGGAGCGGUUGGCAAUGCAGCCAACCCUCUCCCACCGGGCCUGACAGAGGAAGAGGCUGAGGAACUCCGCACAGAGCUUACCAAGGUGGAGGAGGAGAUCAACACCUUGCGUCAGGUUCUGUCAGCCAAAGAAAGACACGCCACAGAGCUGAAGAGGAAACUCGGCCUUAGCCCGCUCAACGAACUCAAGCAAAACCUCACCAAGAGCUGGCAAGACGUACAGACCUCCAACGCCUAUUUGAGAACCACUGAGAAAUUGGGCGAGUGGAAUGAGAGAGUUUCCAGCUUGGUUCUAUACAAGAAGACUCAGGAGACUCUUUCCCAGGCGGGACAGAAGACUAGUGCAGCUCUCACCACAGUGGGCACGGUCAUCAGCAAGAGACUGGGCGACAUGAGAGCUCUACCUUUCUCUAAUUCCUUUAGUAGCAACUAUUCAAUUCGCCACUCAAUAAGUAUGCCUGCCAUGAGGAACUCUGCAACCUUCAAGUCCUUUGAGGAUAAAGUUGGGAACCUGAAGGUAGGCCUGUAGGGCUGCAGCCGUAGGCCUUGAUGUGACUCUUUCUGCCUCCAUUUCAUA